CCCACCAACGCCGCAGCACAGCACCCAAGAUGGCGACGACUUACGAGAACCUCCCCAUGGACGACGAAGAGUUUGACGAAUCCCAAAUCGACUUCACCGACAUCGAAGACCAGUACCAAGUGCGCCUAGAUGAGGGGCUGGACGCGUUCGUAGUCAUUGACGGGCUCCCCGUUGUGCCCGGAGACAGCAAGGCCAAGCUCGUCAAGUUUGUGCUGAGGAAGCUGAACUCGGUGGGCAAGGUCAAGGAGGACGGCGUCCACAUGCCGGUUGGCGACGAUGGGAAGACCGAGGGAUAUGCCUUCGUCGAGUACAACGCGCCCAGCGAGGCCGUUGCCGCCGUCAAGCAGCUGCACCUGACGCCGCUGGACAAGAAGCACACGAUGCAGGUCAACAAGCUCACCGACAUCGACCGCUUUGGAAAGGAGGGUCGCGUGGAUGAGGAGUACCACGAGCCGCACAUCGAGCCGUUCCAGCAGAAGGAGCAUCUGCGCUCGUGGCUGGGCGACGCCGAGGGCCGCGAUCAGAUGGUCAUGUUCCGUAACGAGAAGGUCGGAGUCUUCUGGAACAACAAGGAAGACGGCCCGGAGCCCGUCGUGGACCGCGAGAACUGGACCGAGUCGUUCGUGCAGUGGUCGCCGCAGGGCACAUACCUCACAUCCAUGCACGCGCAGGGUGUGCAGCUGUGGGGUGGCAAGGCUUGGAGCAGGCAAAAGCGCUUUGCGCACCCCGGCGUCAACCUGGUCGACUUCUCGCCGAGCGAGCGAUAUGUUACAACGUGGUCGCACCGCCCGCUUCAGGUCGACGAGAACCACCCAGUCCCGUCUCUCUCCUUGGAGGAGGAUGGAAAGAAUUACAUCAUCUGGGACAUCGCAACCGGCAAGCCUCUGCGCUCGUUCGCCACGCUCGAUGUGCCCACAUCCACCGACGCCGAGGGCAACCCUGUGAAGAAGAAGAUGCAAUGGCCGACCUUCAAGUGGUCUGCUGACGACAAGUAUGUUGCCAGAAUGACGCCGAACCAAUCCAUCUCAGUUUACGAGCUGCCCCGCAUGAACUUGCUCGACAAACAGUCGAUCAAAAUUGAAGGUGUCGUGGACUUCGAAUGGGCACCCGCUACGCCAAAGCGAGACGGUAUCAAGACCUACGAGCAACUAUUCUGUUACUGGACACCCGAACUCGGCAGCAACCCUGCCAAGGUUGGUCUCAUGUCAGUUCCGUCCAAGGAGAUCGUCCGCACCCGCAACCUUUUCAACGUUUCCGAUGCCAAACUUCACUGGCAGUCGGAGGGCGCGUAUGUUUGCGUCAAGGUUGAUCGGCACUCCAAGUCGAAGAAAUCCAUGGCCACUAACUUGGAAAUCUUCCGCGUCAAGGAGAAGGGUGUUCCUGUCGAGGUCGUUGAUUCUCUCAAAGACGCAGUCAUCAACUUCGCCUGGGAACCUAAGGGUAACAGAUUUGUUAUCAUCACAGCUGGCGAGAUCCCUGCUGGCGCAGCGGUUCCUCCCAAGACCGCUGUCUCCUUCUUCGCCCCAGAGAAGCUCAAAGGUGGAGCUCCGGGUAACUUCCGUCACAUCAGAACCGUCGACAAGAAGAACAGCAACGCCAUCUACUGGUCACCUAAGGGACGUUUCGUAGUUGUUGCAACUCUCCAGUCACAGCAGUCAUUUGAUCUUGAUUUUUGGGAUCUCAGCUUUGAUAAGCCUAAAGAUGAAGCUGAAAAGGGCGACAAGGAACUCAAUGCCAAUUUGCAGCUCAUGGCGACCGCCGAGCACUAUGGCAUGACCGACAUCGAGUGGGACCCCUCAGGUCGUUACCUUGCCACGGUUGCCUCCGCCUUCAGACAUCACAUGGAAAAUGGUUACCAUAUGUACGACUUCAAAGGCACUCUUCUCCGCGAAGAACACAUUGACCGCUUUAAGCAGCUCAUCUGGCGCCCGCGACCCGCGACUCUUCUCUCCAAGGAAGAGCAAGCCGAGAUCCGGAAGAACUUGCGCAACUACUCUAAGAUCUUCGACGAGCAGGACCAGGCCAAGAAGAACACUGCCAACAAGGCAGUCAUUGAGGAGCGGCAAAGGAUGCUCACCGAGUGGCUCGAGUUCCGCAAGAGUAUGCGUGAGAUGCUGGAAGAGGAGGGUGCGGAGAUUGAGCUGAACAAUGGGAAGGUGAUCAGGGAAGAGGAUGGCGAAGUGGAGGAGAUUGAGGAGAUUGUCGAAGAGAUCAUCGAGGAAAGUGAGGAGGUGGUUCAGUAGAUCUACAUUGAGUUGGAAGUGCGAUGAGGUAAGCAUAAGUGUAAUGUGAAGCUUGUGCAGAUCCAGCAAGGACAAAUGCGGCAAACUUUUGCUUGACCUGAUCAUUGUGCGCAUUGAGAUGGACCACGUGCGUAUUCUAGCCUACGAAUAGCCAGAGUCUACACCUGGAAGCAUACAGCGAAAUGGGAUCUUCGUGUUAGCUUGAGCAACUCAGUGCAUGGAUACCA
Molecule: messenger RNA, 2470 nt
Organism: Paraphaeosphaeria sporulosa
Lineage: Eukaryota; Fungi; Ascomycota; Dothideomycetes; Pleosporales; Didymosphaeriaceae
Product: eukaryotic translation initiation factor 3 subunit B
Exons: 3
Coding region: 30-2243 (737 amino acids)
Biological process (GO): translational initiation
Cellular component (GO): eukaryotic translation initiation factor 3 complex
Molecular function (GO): translation initiation factor binding; RNA binding; translation initiation factor activity
Source: RefSeq, a predicted model, not a curated record